Molecule: messenger RNA, 489 nt
Organism: Medioppia subpectinata
Lineage: Eukaryota; Metazoa; Arthropoda; Arachnida; Sarcoptiformes; Oppiidae
Source: the annotation of a GenBank genome assembly
AUGCCUGAAUUUGCCGCUAAUUUAAUACAAGUAGUGAAUGAACUUCAAGACAAACUCAGAGAGAAUGUUGUUUUAGAUUUGCCACAAAUCGUUGUUAUCGGAGGUCAGUCUUCGGGAAAGUCUAGUGUUUUAGAGUCUAUUGUUGGUCGAGAUUUUCUGCCCCGAGGGUCGGGUAUUGUCACCCGAAGACCACUCGUUCUGCAAUUGAUAUGCGAUAAAAAUAUCACUAAACCGUUUGGAGAAUUCCUUCAUUCGCCGGGAAAACGAUUUGAGAGUUUCAAAGAAAUACGCGAUGAAAUCACAGCUGAAACCGAUAGAGAGGUUAAGGAAAGCCGAGGGAUAUCAUCGAAACCAAUCAAUCUUAAGAUCUAUUCGCCGGAUGUGUUGGAUCUAACUCUUGUAGAUCUGCCGGGAAUGACAAGAGUGGCCGUUGGGAACCAACCCAAAGAUAUUGAAGUAUUGAUUGAAAAUAUGGUUUUGGAGUACAUU